AUGACAACACAGAAGGCGUUGGUGGAGGAAAUGAAAAGUGCAAUGGAGGGCGACUCCAAGAGAACCAGUCAGGUUCCAGAAGACCAGCAAGAUGCAGAUGAAAGCUCUGACAAGACUCCCAGCAAGGCUUCCAAAUCUCCACAGAAGAGCAACAAAAGGCCCAAGACUGUCCCAGUUAAAGUCAGUUUGCUUGAUGGCUCUGACUACGAGACUGCCGUUGAGAAAUUUGCCAAGGGCCAAACACUGCUGGAUAUGGUGUGUGGCCAUCUGAACCUGCUGGAGAGGGACUACUUUGGCUUGACGUUCCACGACCCCGACAAUGCCAAGCAUUGGUUGGAUCCGUCCAAGGAGAUUAAAAAGCAAAUUCGGGUUGGCUCCUGGAUUUUGGGAUUCGCUGUUAAAUUCUACCCCCCAGAUCCAUCAGUGCUGAUUGAAGACAUCACCAGGUACUACUUGUGCCUUCAGUUGAGGGACGACAUCCUGUCCGGUCGCCUGCCCUGUUCUUUUGUUACACAUGCCCUCUUGGGCUCUUAUACUGUUCAGGCUGAACUCGGUGACUAUGAGCCAGAAGAACAUGGGCCCGACUAUGUUGCAGACUUCCACUUUGCCCCUAACCAGACGCGAGAGUUGGAGGAAAGGGUGAUGGAGCUUCAUCGUAACUAUAGGGGAAUGAGUCCUGCAGAAGCAGAAGUGAAUUUCUUAGAAAAUGCCAAGAAGCUGUCAAUGUACGGGGUGGACCUACAUCAGGCUAAGGAUUCUGAGGGGAUUGACAUAAUGCUCGGCGUGAGUGCGAAUGGUCUGCUCAUUUAUCGAGACCGUCUAAGGAUCAACCGCUUUGCCUGGCCAAAGAUCCUAAAGAUCUCAUACAAGAGGAGCAACUUCUACAUCAAGAUCCGCCCUGGAGAGUAUGAACAGUUUGAGAGCACCAUUGGCUUCAAAUUGCCCAACCAUCGGGCCUCAAAGCGACUGUGGAAGGUUUGCAUUGAGCACCACACUUUCUUCAGGUUGGUCUCUCCAGAGCCACCACCAAAGGGCUUUUUGGUGAUUGGCUCUAAGUUCCGCUACAGUGGUCGCACUCAAGCCCAAACACGACAGGCCAGCGCUUUGAUUGACAGGCCAGCUCCUCUGUUUGACCGCUCUGUCAGCAAACGGUACCUGCUGUCCCGAAGUAUUGAUGGUGCCUCAACUUUAGGUAACAGUAUGGACCAGUUAUCUCAGCGAAGCUCGAGUGAGCGAACACAGUUCAUGUCCAGAGAAGACCUGGACCAAGAAGGCAGCCUGGACCUUGAUCAUGAUCACGACCACUAUCCGGACCAUGACCAAGACCAUGUGGCUGACACUGACCAGGACAUAGAGCCGCACCAAGGUCAAGAGCAAAUUCGUGCCGUGAGCAUCUCAGCAUGCAACAAAACUUUGGAACUCAAGGCAGAGGAAGCAGCCUCGCCUGUAGACCCGAAACCAGAGGUGGACAAGGAUCUGGCCAUGCCUCGGCCGAAGCAGGAGCAGUUCUUGGACAAGCCUGAAGAUGUUAUACAGAAACACCAGGCCAGUAUCAAUGAGCUUAAGAGAGCCUUGAGGCAGCCCAAUAGCAAGAUGACCCAGAGGGAGAAACGUGCUUGCUCAACUACUUCUCCUGGAGGAACCCCAGAGCGCAAACCUGCGCCCGGUGAAGCCAAUUUGAUUGACAAGCAGGAAGCGAAUGGACGAAUGCUGGAUUGUGUCUCUAAUGUGACUACAGACAUGUUGACGAUGGUACCAUGGGCUGAGGAAAAUGGGGGAACUUUGAAAUCUCGAACUGCAGUAUCUCCUAAAACCAAUUUACGAACAAGACCAAAAGCAAGAAGCCCCCUGGAUCAUCCUUCAGUCAAUAACAACGGCCAUGAUUCUUUAUUGACUAGGAAUUGCAUUCAUGAAAAUGGAUUCAGCUCCCCAAAGGAAAAACAAAAAAAUGAAACACUGAGCAGAGAUGUAAAGUGUUGCCAUUAUGAGGCUGAAGCGUUCUCGGAAAGUCUUGAUUCUGUCUCAAAGGGAAAAAGGGACUCGUUGUCAAAUGACACACAAAAAAUCGAACGCCUUAGUCCUGAAGAAUUACUGAAAGAUUUCAGCAAAACUUUAAAAUCUGACCAUGCUGAAUCCACCAAAGUGGUUCCUCUAAAGCCACGGAGAUCAAAAAAAUCUUUGAACAAAGAUACCGAAGGCUAUGUUCAAACUCUAAACCAGUCUGAGUGGAACCUCAUUGGAGAUUCGGGAUUAAUUCGAUCAGACAGUAAAUCCUGUGAAACAAGGAGAUUGGACGGUAAUGAUAGAUUGCACUCUGUCACAGAUGGAGUCAAUGAUAACUCAGUUGUAAAAUACCACAGCUGGGCCAGACAGUCGCAUCAUCAAGAAAAGGACCUCAGCGAAUCCAAGGGUGCAGCAAGUACAAUGCCAAGAAGUGGUGAGCAACAGGAAGUUGCUGAAAAUAUCACUGACUUUAACUCAGAGAAGCUCCUGUCUAGGUUGCCAACAGUUCCUCCACGAACACUUCCUCUUAAAAAGCAGUGGUGUAGGGAUCGCCACAGCAACACUGACUGCAGCCACAUCCACUACAGAAGCAACCAAGACGCCACCAAGAAAAAGCAAGCGGAGAACCCUCCGGCUCCUUCCAUUAAUGAGGAACCGCUCAGCGAUUCUUCGCGGGAGCUUUGGGAGAGGCGUCUGGGGUCAGUGUCCGAGGACGACCAAGACCACGAGACCUCUUACUUGAAGGAAACACACCUGGGCAUCGAGCGCAAAUGUUCCAGCAUCACUGUCAGCUCCACUUCCAGCUUGGAGGCUGAGGUCGACUUCACUGUCCUCACCGACUUGCAUACAGGGAUGGAGGAGUUCUCCCGUGGCAUGUCCGAGCUGGGCGAGCGGGACUUAUCGCCCGAUGGGGGGUUGCGCUUCGGUAUUGAUUUCCUCCAGCAACAAGGCCCAUCGGAGCCAUCGCCUCCUUUGGCAUCUGCAACUACUGUAUCCAAAGAAGCGAGCAGCAGUCCUCCAGCUAAACAUGUGCAGGCUGAAGAAAUCCGAAUGGAGCCCAAGCGGCCUGAUAUGCAGCCCGUAGUGCCUAAAAAGCCCAAGAGGUCAGUACCGGUGUCAUCUUCAAUGGACAAAGAGCAGUCACACAGGGAAACCAGUCGUGAGAGCGGAACCACGUCCCAGAGUCGGGAAGCCAGUGAUGUCAUUGUGAGGAAGACAGACGUCAGGAGAGAGACCCAGCCUAAUGGGUCAGAAGUCACAACGACCAUAGUGGAAUUCACAGAUCAGGAUCACGGUAUGACUGGUCUGAGCGAGGUCUCUUACUCCACAAGACAGAGCGUGUCUCCUGUACAUAUGGGAAGUCUUGGUAAAGAGAGAACUGGAUCUCCCAUCCUCGUCACUGAAAAUGUUACAUCGGCAACCACACAAGUUACCAAGACGGUGAAAGGGGGCUACUCAGAGACCAGGAUUGAAAAAAGGAUCAUCAUUACAGGGGACGAUGAUGUGGACCAAGAGCAGGCUCUGGCCAUUGCAAUCCAAGAGGCCAAGCAGCAGCACCCAGACAUGCAGGUGACCAAGGCGGUGGUUGUCAGGGAAACAGAAUCUUCUUCUGAGGAACGGCACGGAUCAGAGGUACAAUGGGCCAUCUUUGCUACUUUAAACCUGCAUGCAAGAAGGCAGCUCAAAUAA
Molecule: messenger RNA, 3693 nt
Organism: Nerophis lumbriciformis (worm pipefish)
Lineage: Eukaryota; Metazoa; Chordata; Actinopteri; Syngnathiformes; Syngnathidae
Source: RefSeq, a predicted model, not a curated record